Fragaria vesca subsp. vesca is the source of this 1524-nucleotide messenger RNA. RefSeq names its product probable receptor-like protein kinase At5g15080-like. The record is from RefSeq and is a predicted model, not a curated record. Bases 1 to 1524 code for a protein of 507 amino acids. Gene Ontology annotation, molecular function: ATP binding; protein kinase activity. NCBI's taxonomy places the organism in Eukaryota, Viridiplantae, Streptophyta, Magnoliopsida, Rosales, Rosaceae. Gene Ontology annotation, biological process: protein phosphorylation. The transcript is spliced from 6 exons.
AUGGGAGUCGGGGUUGAGGCUUUGCAGGUUGGGAGUUGGAACAAGGGAAAAUCAAAGGGGAAGCAUAAGAUUGAGGAGGGAGAUGAAAUUAAAGGUUGUUGGAUGAAGUUUAGGUUCAUGGGGAGAUGCUUGUCUCCAAAGACCAAAAUGGAUAAUUCUACCAGUGGAACUAGCACACAAUAUGAAGAUAGCAAGUCUACAAAUGACACAAUCUACAACCAUGCAGUAGCUCCAGGUGCUUUGUCUUCAACUACUAGUAACACAGAAAGUGCUUUGUCCACUCCCAAAGCACCUGAGGAACUGAUAGUUGCUUCUCAGCUUCGAAGAUUCACCUUCAAUGAGCUUAAGUCAGCAGCAAAGAAUUUUAGACCUGAGAAUCUUUUGGGGGAAGGCGGAUUUGGCUGUGUAUACAAAGGCUGGAUCAGUGAGACUGGAACGUCUCCAACAAAACCUGGUAUCGGGCUUCCCGUCGCUGUAAAGACUCUGAACCAUGAUGGACUUCAGGGCCACAAAGAAUGGAUGGCUGAAGUUAUUUAUCUUGGUGAAUUGCUCCAUCCUAACUUAGUCAAAUUAGUUGGAUAUGGCAUCGAGGAUGAUAAAAGAUUACUUGUGUAUGAGUUUAUGCCUCGAGGGAGCUUGGAGAAUCACCUCUUUAGAAGGAACUUGCCUCUUCCUUGGUCCAUCAGAAUGAAAAUAGCUCUUGGUGCUGCAAAGGGUCUUGCAUAUCUUCAUGAGGAAUCUGAAAGACCGGUGAUUUUUCGAGAUUUUAAAACAUCUAACAUCUUAUUAGAUGCGGACUACAACGCCAAGCUUUCUGAUUUUGGGCUCGCUAAAGAUGGUCCAGAGGGAGAAAAAACCCAUGUCUCCACCCGAGUGAUGGGCACUUACGGUUAUGCGGCACCCGAGUAUGUUAUGACAGGUCACCUUACUUCAAAAAGUGAUGUAUAUAGUUUUGGGGUGGUUCUGCUUGAAUUACUGAUUGGACGAAGAUCUAUGGACAAAAAUCGACCCCAAGGAGAGCACAACUUGGUGGAGUGGGCACGCCCACAUCUUGGAGAUAGGCGAAGAUACUACCGACUAAUAGAUCCUCGACUUGAAGGUCGCUUCUCAAUUAAAGGUGCUGAAAUGGCAUUUCAGUUGGCUGCCCACUGUCUUAGUCGUAACCCAAAGGCUAGACCUCUUAUGAGUGAAGUUGUUCAAGUGAUCAAGCCUCUGCUGCACCUCAAGGAUCAAGCAUAUUCCUCAUCUCACCCCCAAGGCAUGCACACAGAGCGUCCUGGUUCCAGUCCCAACUUUAGAAAUGGCCUUUGGGUUCCGGCAAGGAAUGGACAACCAUCUAGAAGUCAGUCUCUACCAAAUGGUCCCAAUGUCUCACCAUAUCACCUUAGCCAUCCUCACCGCUCUCUACCAAAUGGUCCCAAUGUCUCACCAUAUCACCUUAACCAUCCUCACCGAUCACCCAAACCAUCUACAGCUAAGUCCCCCAAAACUACACCAAAAUCACCCAAACCUGCUACUGCUUGA